AUGGCCUCUACCGCUUUAGAGGACGAAUGGAUUUAUCUGUUGUCCGAGGAAGAAUUACCAAACGAAUUUAUCCGAAGAUCUCUCGAUCCAACGGGUGAUCCGGAAAAACAACGGAAACGCUUGUUAUUAUAUUCGCGUUACGUGCGUGGAGAAAUAGAUUCAAUGCACCCCGAAAGACCUUCAGAACCUCUUGCAGGUGCGCAAUUAUUGCAACCCCCACCUGACGCUCAGGAAAGUCCCCAGUCGACUAAUGUCCCCGUGACCCCUGACGAUCACAAUCCUGCACAGGAGCAAGGAGAAGAGAUACGUGACCUCCACCCCGCGAUGCCCACCCGAGAACUUCCGCUAAUCACCCCAGGACUACCCGCCCCGAUGCAACCAGCACCUCUCUUACCGUCUCCUCCAAUACCUCAGAUAGAAUCACCUCGAGAAUCUGCCUAUACCGUACCGCGCAAUUCCCUCCAUCAGUAUCGUCUCGAGCCCUCCCACGAAUUUUCCCGUGAAAUUCGUACAGAAUUUCCGCGAGAACCCCAGUACGAGCCAUCAGCUGACCCCCACAAACGCUAUCGUUUCGCCCCUAGAUCCCCUGCAGCAACACACCCCUUUAUUCCCCCGACUAGGCCCAAUUCGACACCUACCGCUAUAGCCGCGUACGAUGUUAUGCGAAAGUGGAACCUAAAAUUUUCCGGCCAUAGAAAUGAAGACGCCGAAGCGUUCUUAAACCGACUUCAAGAUGGUCGUCUGUUAUUUAACUUUCGCGAUACCGAAUGUCCGUGA
Molecule: messenger RNA, 777 nt
Organism: Athalia rosae (coleseed sawfly)
Lineage: Eukaryota; Metazoa; Arthropoda; Insecta; Hymenoptera; Athaliidae
Product: vegetative cell wall protein gp1-like
Exons: 1
Coding region: 1-777 (258 amino acids)
Source: RefSeq, a predicted model, not a curated record